Molecule: messenger RNA, 822 nt
Organism: Cyphellophora attinorum
Lineage: Eukaryota; Fungi; Ascomycota; Eurotiomycetes; Chaetothyriales; Cyphellophoraceae
Exons: 1
Coding region: 1-822 (273 amino acids)
Source: RefSeq, a predicted model, not a curated record
AUGCACGAUGGUGAUGACGCAAACCAGUCCCGCCAGGACGAGAACUACCAAGCGUUCCGCGAUUGUGUCUUCUCCGCCAUAAUCGAGAAGCUCAGCACCCCAAAAGUCACCAAGAAGAAGUCCACCGCCAAAAUCAGGCGGAAGUCCGCCUCCUCAUCGGCUAAAGCCACCCAAGAUGACCAGCCCAACGCCACCACAGCCACCAACACCGCCAGCAGUAUUCCCACAGACGAUCCAGCAGACCUGGCUGACUUCGCAGAGUACCUCGCCAGCGAGAUCUUCACCUCGCUUCCAUCGUGUCUGCGAAACCUCGACCACACUACCGCUCUUCCGGACCACUUCGCCCUUCCGCUGACAACCCACCAAAUCGAAGCCCACAUCAGCCCCCAUCUUCCGCCUUCCACGGCCCAGAACCUCUCCGCCUACGGCCUCGUCCAACCACCAGCCACCGACACCACAACCUUCCUGCACCCAAUCCUCACUGCCUACACUUCCACGGUCACGACUCCACCCCCGCCACCCUCCCAAACCCGCCCAGAGACAAACGAAUGCGAGCUCUGCGCACGUACCCACCUCCCACUAACCUACCACCACCUCAUUCCACGCUCUGUCCACGCCAAAGCGCUAAAACGGGGGUGGCAUGACGAGGCGGCGCUGAAUAGCGUGGCGUGGCUAUGUAGGGCGUGUCAUAGCUGGGUGCAUCGGACGAUCGGGAACGAGGAGCUCGCGAAGGAAUGGUUUACUGUUGAGAGGCUGCAAAGCAGGGAGGAUUGUGAGAGGUGGGUGAAGUGGGUUGGGGGAGUUAGGUGGAAGAAGCGGUAG